GAGAGGGGGAGACAGACCAAAUGCGAAAGGAGGGAACUUUUGAUCGUCCAGAAAGUCGGAGGCAUAUACAACUCCCAGACAACUGAAAACAAAUGCAAUGGAAGGUCAAGAAUCGACGACGAUAAUGUGCACAAUUCUAGCUAUAGACCACACCAAUCUCACUUACAAAGCCUGCCAUGUUUGUGAAAGGACUCAACUUGACUCCUCCUCUUCUUCUACUAACCUUUCGUCUGUCUGCAAAUUCUGCGACUCCAAAUCCCUCAACCCUUCCUCCUGCUCAUCGGCCUCUUUCAAACGACUAUUUCGAGUCCUGAUGUCGAUUGCAACUGACACCAAGGUUAUCACGGUCAUUUGCUUCGAUAGGGUUGCGAGGGUUCUGUUUGGAUGCUCUGCCGAUGAAUUUUUUGACUUUGCCAAGCUUCACCCAUUGUCUGGCCCGAUGGUUAAUGAAAUUCUAGAGGGAGAGAUGUUCAGAAUGACACUAUCAAAGCCAAAAAAUGGUAAUGCGCGACAUUUACGAGUUGUAUCAGCUAUUCCUUUGAGGACUGGAUUUAGGCCGGCAAUUGAAGCCUUGAGAGAAUACCACCGACGUUGACAAGGUCUCUAUUGUCUUAGGGAUCUACUUCCAUCUAAUCUUAGCUUCCCGGUAUAGUGGUGUUAUUAGAUAAUUCAUACUCGGCUUAUGAGAUCUUUUCUGUUAUA
This is a messenger RNA of Neltuma alba, 702 nucleotides long. RefSeq lists its product as uncharacterized. The coding region runs from base 98 to 595 and encodes 165 amino acids. The record is from RefSeq and is a predicted model, not a curated record. NCBI's taxonomy places the organism in Eukaryota, Viridiplantae, Streptophyta, Magnoliopsida, Fabales, Fabaceae. The transcript is spliced from 3 exons.